Emys orbicularis (European pond turtle) is the source of this 2166-nucleotide messenger RNA. RefSeq names its product translin associated factor X interacting protein 1 (gene TSNAXIP1). The transcript is spliced from 16 exons. Lineage: Eukaryota; Metazoa; Chordata; Testudines; Emydidae. The coding region runs from base 1 to 2166 and encodes 721 amino acids. Gene Ontology annotation, cellular component: cytoplasm. The record is from RefSeq and is a predicted model, not a curated record.
AUGGUGACCGUGUCAACAACCCCCGCGCCGUGUCUGCGCCCGGCCAUGGCCCUGGCCCCUUCGCUUGGGGCACCUAGUCUACCUUCACCUGAGACUCCAAAUUACCAAAUACAGAUUGGUAGUCUGAAACGCAUCCUUCCGAAGAAACGAAAGACUCUGGCCUAUCGGUUUUCUGUUGGAGGUCGUUUGUCCACAUGGCCUGCAUAUGCAUCCGGGCAGGCUAUCCUACAGAGUCGGAAACCCUGUUGUAGUCCAGAGGGGAGAAGCAAGAAACAGGCUUCUCUUACCAUUGCAAAACCACGAUACCUGGAAGAGCUGGAAUGCUACCUAAGGAAAGAGCUGCAGUCUCUGGACCUGACUAAAGAGAACGCUCAGGAACUUAAGCUCCAGCCUUAUAGAGAGAUCUUUGAGUUCUUCAUAGAGGACUUCAAAACCUACAAGCCCCUGCUGUCUGCCAUAAAGAAUGAGUAUGAAGUUACAUUGGCUCACCUGAGGGAGAAGAUCCGCUCCCUAGAGCCCUUGAAGGCAAUGCUGGUGUCUGUGUCAGAUGAGUGCACCCGGCAGAUCGUGGCACUCCAGGAGGAGGAGAAAGCUGAAAUAACGAUGCUGAAGAAAGAGAAACUGUAUUUGUUAAAGCUUAUUGACAAGAUGAAGGAGGAGAAGGGCUCCCUGCAGACUCAGGUGAACAAGCUGCGGAAGAAUGUGGCCAAGGAAUACAUGCGCUACAUUAACGAGUGUGACGCACGCAAGCUGCUGCUAGCAGACCUGAAUGAAAUGCGCAACCAGCAGUUGGAAAUGUCGCUUCGCCAAGUCCAAGAGGUCAAGGGUGAAGACUUGGUCAAGGUAACACUGGCGUUGAAGAUAGCUCGGCAGGACCUCACAAAAGCCCAGGUGGAGCUGAACACGAUGAAAGCAGAUUACGGAGACGUCGUACCCAGGAGAGACUUCGAAUCGCAGGAGAAAAAAUAUUCUGAUCUGUUUGAGAAGCUGGAAAUUCUGCAGAAGGAUUUUGAUGCCCUCCAAAAGGAGUACGACACUCUGCUGGAAAUCCACCAAGAGACCGUGGAAGAGCGAGACCGGUUCUACAACGAACUCCAGCAAGUUCAGCGCAGCUCCACCCCCCGGCCUGACUGGGCAAAAUGUGCAGAGGUGAUUUCUGGUGGGCCUGAGCGGUGGAGCUAUCUGGAAGAGGGGAAGACCAGUGACCAGCUGGUGGAUGUCCUUCUGGAGGAAAUAGGAACAGGAGUGCUGAAGGAGAAGGACUCCUUCCCCGGGCUGGGCAAAGGGGACAAGGUCCCUGUGUACCUGAGGUACGAAGGCCAGGUGAAGAACAAGAAGCUGAACAAAAAGGAUGUGGUGAACAUCCUGAAGGAGAUCUGGAAAGAGAAAGUUUCAGCAGAUCUGCAGAAAGGGAAGCAAUCCAGCCUUCCAGAGUUCUUCCUUAGCUACCUCCAGAAGAGAUACGGAGACUCCUCUGCCUUCGAAUGGGCGUACACCAUCUAUGAAAACAUCAAGCUGUACCGAUCAAACGAAGCCAUGAGCUUGUUCUAUGACAUACUGAGUGGGAAGGUGGAUGAAGGACUAUACCAUGGCCAGAACCAGCUAAUCGCCAACCUGCUGAAGGAGCUGAUGGCCAGCGACAGCUCAAACAGCGGAACGCUCAUGACGGAACAGUUCAACCUGGCACUGAGGGCAGCUUUUCCCUUGAAAAGUAGUGAUCAGAUCCAAGAACUAAUCGAUGCGAGCAGGUACAAGGCAGAAAGCACAGAGGACCUCAUUGACUACAGAUCCAUAUUCAUGGAGGACGAGGAGGGCAACGCUGAGCCCUUCAUUGCGAAGAUCAGGAGCCAAUAUGCUAGCGAGAAGCAGGAGUAUCUGAGAGAACUGAGGAACGAGCUAGGCCAUGCGCCGGAGGUGAAAGUGGAUGAUCUGAAGACAGCCUUCUGUGCCAUUGAUCCUGCUAUUGAUGACCUCACGCUGGACGCCUACGUUUGCCUGGCAUUCCAGGCCUCAAAAGAACAGUGGGAUCAGACUGGCUCUCUGCCUGUGGACACAGUGGUUGAGAGGCUGCUGGCUGGAGACACAAAACGAAUAGGCGCCCUUCCUGAAGAGAUCUACACAAGCCACUCCUUCUCAGAACGGGGAGAGGCAGGGGCCUAUGCUUAG